Messenger RNA from Tigriopus californicus, 2057 nucleotides. It is a transcript of the gene Stoml2, whose product is annotated as stomatin-like protein 2, mitochondrial. The transcript has 9 exons. NCBI's taxonomy places the organism in Eukaryota, Metazoa, Arthropoda, Copepoda, Harpacticoida, Harpacticidae. Gene Ontology annotation, cellular component: membrane. The record is from RefSeq and is a predicted model, not a curated record. Bases 112 to 1860 code for a protein of 582 amino acids.
CACGGCGAAACAACGAUCUCGAUAAAGACACUUUGCUCCAAAACACCUGUUCACAACUUGUUCACGACACUUCUCAAUAUGCCUUCAUAACCUCAAAGGCAAGCAAUUGUCAUGGAUAGACGAGGAUCAGGAUAUUCCAUCCCACUAAAAGGUAAUGGGAAUAACAUCAUGAGUCAAGGACCCUACUAUCCGCCUCCCAUGCAACCGAUCUACAUCCAAUCGCCCGCUUAUCCGCCCAUGAUGAUGCACCAAGGCAUGGGUGGCCAGGCUUCUUCCUACGGCCCACCCUACAAUGCCUAUCCCUACGGCUAUUCCGGGGCUAUGAUGGGCCCACCCCUACGCCGGGCGGGUAGCAUCAAUGCGAAAAUUAUGUCCCAGGAUGCCAAAAGACCUUUCGCUCAGGCUCAACAGCCUCGUCUGGGGUCGGAGCAUUCGAGCCCGUGGAUGGAAGAUGGAGGUGGCCAAGGAGCAUUGACCGGACCCGAAGAUCGAGCUCCUUCGGUGACGUCCGAAACGGAUCCGACGUCGGUGUUGGAGCGCUUGAAACGUGAAAACGAUGAGAAUCGACAAGGCUUCAAGGACAAGCUGAAAAUCUGGGAGGCCACGAAGCCCCGGGUCGAAGAUAUGGAUCAACAGAUCAAGCUGGCCGACGACGCGUUGCGUCGCUCGGGCUCCCAAUACAACAUUCGAAAAGGCCCCGGCGAUCCGCCCAAUCUGGUCCACGGCAUUCCAGGCACCCAAGACGGCGAUCCCGCCCCGUAUCCCGGUCUCAUCAUUGAAGAAAUGAUGGAUUCGGCUUCCGUGGCCGACGAGGAAGGCGCCGGUCCACCCCGAACGACACUUUCAGUAUUGGGCAAUGACCAAUUUUCCGCCUCAAUACCCCAACGAGCUCCUGUUCGUUGGAAGCACUCCACACCCUUGAACACGGUGGUGAUGUUUGUACCUCAACAAGAGGCGUGGGUUGUAGAGAGGAUGGGAAAGUAUCACAAGAUCUUGGAACCCGGCGUGAAUGUACUGGUACCGGUUAUUGACCGGGUCAAAUACGUUCAGAGCUUGAAAGAAAUCGCCAUUGAUAUUCCACAACAAUCGGCCAUCACCAUCGACAACGUGAACUUGAACAUUGACGGCAUUCUUUACCUGCGUGUGACGGAUCCGUACAAUGCCAGUUACGGCGUGGAGGAUCCUGAAUUUGCCAUCACCCAACUAGCCCAAACGACCAUGAGAUCAGAGAUCGGAAAGAUCACCCUAGACACAUUGUUCCGAGAGCGAGAAAACUUGAAUCUAGCCAUUGUUACGGCUCUCAAUGAUGCCUCAGAGGCGUGGGGAAUAUCGUGCAUGAGGUACGAGAUCAGGGACAUUCGGAUGCCUUCCCGAGUUCAAGAGGCCAUGCAAAUGCAAGUGGAAGCUGAGAGGAAGAAAAGAGCCGCCAUUUUGGAGUCCGAGGGAAUCAAAGCCGCCGAGAUCAAUGUGGCCGAGGGAAAGAAACAGUCAAGAAUCUUGAGCUCAGAGGCUGAGAAACAAGAGCUAAUCAAUGCUGCUCAUGGAGCGGCUGAAGCUGUAGUGGCAGCCGGUCGAGCUCGAGCCGAAUCCAUCGCGUUAGUGGCUGAAGCCUUGCAUCACCACAACGGGCACAAUGCGGCUAGUUUGGCGGUGGCCGAGAAAUAUGUGACCGCCUUCCAGGCAUUGGCCAAAACGAACAACACUUUGAUUUUGCCCGCCAAUGCCGGGGACGUGUCGAAUAUGGUGGCUCAGGCUAUGACGAUUUAUAACCAAGUGCAACGGGUUCCAAGUUUGAGUGGAGACUCAGGUAAUCCGGCUAGUGAAAGUGAAGAAACCCAAGAGAAAGAGCCCAAAUCAUAAAUGGAUGGAUCCCACGACGAAAUUGAGAAUGUGUCCGUGAUUCGCCUCAAAGACAAAUCUUGUGUGCCAAGUGGUCGGUUGAGCGAACCACGAGAAGCAGGACGACGACAAGGUAUCAAUUAUUGAAAGACCCGUGAUGGCGUUUCCUUCAUAUCUUGUGAUGCUGUUCCUGAAUAAAAAGAAAAUCUGCGACUGCA